Molecule: messenger RNA, 1909 nt
Organism: Manduca sexta (tobacco hornworm)
Lineage: Eukaryota; Metazoa; Arthropoda; Insecta; Lepidoptera; Sphingidae
Product: RNA-binding protein 45-like
Exons: 1
Coding region: 308-1789 (493 amino acids)
Molecular function (GO): RNA binding
Source: RefSeq, a predicted model, not a curated record
CUGUCGUUAGUUUUUAGUAUGUUUGUUAGGUAUAGUUUAUAUAUUCUGUGGGAUUUUUAUAGCUGUAUUUCACUUUUUUGCAAUCUGUAUCAAAAUAAGGUGAAUGACCGUUUGUUUCGCACACAUUACAUAUUGCAAAUACUAACAUACUUUGUGCAAAAUAUUAUGAAUCAGAUAUUUUAAUAAUAUGUACAUUAUAUGCAAGAAGACGUGAACAGAGACGACAAAUGUGAGACAGUUAAUUCCGACUAUUGCGUUGAGUUCGACCUGAUUGUGACUAAAACAUAAAUACCGUUAGACCGUGAUAAUGAAUAACUGGAACCAAUCUACGCGUAACGACGACCGUAAUGAUGACAAACCCCCAUACUCCAGAGUGUUCGUGGUUUGCAGCAAGCAGAUGCGUGAGGAUGAUCUCAGGCCGGUGUUCGAAAAAUAUGGGAACAUUGACGACGUCCAUAUGCCGCGCGAUCGCACUACAGGCGAGUCCAGAGGCAUAGCUUAUAUCAAAUACGCUAAAACGUCGUCAGCGGCGGCCGCUAUCCAAGACCUACACUUAACAACCUUGCCAAACAAUAGCCAUAAACCGAUCAAAGUAAUGGUCGCAACAAACAAGAACGAUAGCCAAAACAACAACCCAGACAAAUACAGGCGACUGUUCAUAAAAGUACCCAAGGAAUGCAGUGAGAGUGAAAUACGCAGUCACUUUUCCACAUUUGGGCGAGUUGAAUCAGUCAGAUUACAGAGAGAUAAAGUCACUGAUGAGUGUAAAGGUUUUGCUUAUGUUCACUACACGACAUUUCUAGACGCAGCCAAAGCACUCGAGGAAUGCGACAGAAAGUACAAACCAAUAUUUGCAACACCAAAAGAUGAGUUAAAGAGGGGUAGGAAUAGUUUGGAGAGUUUCGAAAGCUACUCAAGUAAUUUUAGUUUGCACAAGGACAGCUAUCAUGACUACCACCAUCCAAGAGAUGAUAAGAGAGAUAAUGUAAUGUCACUUAUCAAAAGUAAACCUCAGGAAUAUGACACAGUAGCUGUGACAUGCAGCCCCCCUGUUUUACAAAAGUAUCUUGAGAGAUUGUUUAAUGUUAUCCCAGGGAUGAUGCAGUGCAAGUACUCUCUAGACCAAUAUAAUGGUUGCUGCAAAGCAUUUGUCACAUAUGACAGUGAAAAAUCUGCAUCUUAUGCUGUAGAGAAAUUAAACAACUUUGAAUACCCAUCUGGAGAAAUAAUAUCGGUGAAACCAGAUGAGAAUCCUCUUAGUAAAGCAGCAAAUAAUUUAACUAGUAUUGUAAAUAAUAUAAAAAAUGCUGUAGAAGGCAAUCCUGAUCUCUUACAGCUAGCUGAUGCAAUAGCCGAAGCGUCCACCCUUAUAAAAGCCGCAUCAUCAGGGAGGGAAAUAAAAUCUGAGGCUCAGGAUAACUAUUGUAGUGUGAACCUGCCCCCAGUGCAACCCAUGUCUAGUAACAAUAAAGUUGCCCAAAGAUGCUUUUUAGUGUUUAAGCCUCAUCCUCCUCCUGUGAGCGUAUUACGAGACACCUUCUGCCGUUUUGGAGACCUCAUUGAUGUUGCAACAUUCCCAAAUAAAACUUUUGGUUUUGCCAAAUAUGCAUCAGUUAAGUCUGCACAAGAUGCUAUGAAAACUCUGCACGAAGCCACUCUGUGCGGAAUUAAAUUAAAGGUUUUAGAGGCUGAUGAGAAAGUGUCUAAUGACAACAAAAUGAAUGUUGACAAUGAACCAACAGAGCAUGACACAGAGAGAAAAAGAAUGAAACUUGACAGGGACAACUGAUUCUCAUAGACUAAGUGCAUAUAAUGUUGUAUUAUGUUUCAUGUAUGUAUUUAGAUUUAUUUUUAUUCACUUUUAAAAUUAUAGACAUUAUGGACUUUAAAAAAAAACAAUGAAAUGUGA